Molecule: messenger RNA, 1273 nt
Organism: Papilio polytes (common Mormon)
Lineage: Eukaryota; Metazoa; Arthropoda; Insecta; Lepidoptera; Papilionidae
Product: centromere-associated protein E-like
Exons: 7
Coding region: 182-1273 (363 amino acids)
Biological process (GO): mitotic cell cycle; microtubule-based movement
Cellular component (GO): microtubule
Molecular function (GO): microtubule binding; ATP binding; plus-end-directed microtubule motor activity
Source: RefSeq, a predicted model, not a curated record
GGUUGUAUGUUGAAGUUUGAAUUUAUAAUUUGCUCGUCGGUUAUUUUUGCUUUGUCUAUUUACUAUAUUUUAAAAAGGUGGUCGUAUAAAAUGCUAAACGUGCAUCAUUAUGAUAGUCACAUAGAUUAGUAAGCUAUAUACGUAUGCGAAUUGUUACUAAAAUUGUUAGAUAUACUAAACCAUGAGUGACAAUAUAAAAGUAGUUGUCAAAGUUAGACCGCUAAUUUCACGUGAAAUAGAGGAAAAACUAUUUCACCAAUGGCGCGUAAAAGACAAUACUAUUUACCAAAUUGAUCAAGGUGGAAGAGAUUGUGGAAAUUUAUUCACGUUUGACAAGAUCUACAAUGAAAAUACAAACACAAGCGAUGUUUACAAUGAUAUUGCUAAACCUAUUGUUGAAGCUGCAACAGCCGGUGUUAAUGGAACAAUUUUUGCUUAUGGUCAAACUUCCUCGGGCAAAACAUACACCAUGAGCGGCAAUGACAUAUCACCUGGUCUCAUACAUCUCUCUGUGAUAAAUCUGUUUGAUAUUAUUAAGAACAUAGAUGACAGACACUUUUUAAUAAGAGUAUCUUAUGUGGAGAUUUACAAUGAAACAAUUAUAGACUUAUUAAAUACGGAGAAGAAGAAUAUAAAAAUUCAAGACACUUUCCAAGGUGUUAAGGUAGACGCAACAGUGAGAGUGACUACUACACCUGAAGAGGUUUUUCAAUUUAUGAAAGAGGGCCAAGCUAACCGACAGACUGGUGCAACAAACAUGAACGAAGAAAGUAGUAGAUCGCAUUCCAUUUUCCAAAUAACAAUAGAAUCAAGAGAACAUUCGGAGGGGGAAGAAGUGGGCUGUUUGAACAUCUCCCAGUUGAAUCUUGUGGACUUGGCGGGCUCCGAGAGAUCAGGACAGACGGGGGCCACUGGUAUCCGGUUCAAAGAAGGCACACAUAUCAACAAGUCCCUCUCUUCUCUUGCACUUGUUAUAAAACAACUCUCAGAAGGACUCAGCAAACACGUAAAUUAUCGAGACAGCAAGCUAACACGAAUCCUACAGAACUCUUUGGGUGGAAAUGCUAAGACUAGUAUCAUCUGCGCUGUCACGCCCGCGGCAGUUGAAGAAACCAUCUCUACAUUACAAUUUGCGUAUCGCGCCAAAGCAAUCAAGAACACUCCGCAGGUCAACGUGGUCGCGACAAGCAAUAAAGUUAUGGAUAACUUAACUAAAGAACUAUCCAAUUUGAAAACACAGCUCGAGAGUAAAAGAAAUGUUGAAGUAAGUUAA